UAGGUUAGUUUUUUAUCUCAAUAAUGUUUAUAAAAUCAUUUUAUUUAAAUAAAUAUGAGUGCAAAAAGUAGAUGGUGUACGGCUACCAAAUGCGUGUGUGGAUACCCACUACGAGAAGGCGUCAUUAUUGUAGGAAUUAGUUCAAUACUAAUAUCAAUAGCGACGCUGUUCACUUCCCUGGGCAUGAUUCUAGCCAUGUCUUCUAAGGAGCUGACGUAUAACAAUAACCCUGUGAACGCCAUCAAUAUGGUGUUCUCACUGUUUUGUACGAGCACCUCUCUGUACCAAGCUACCGUGUCUAUUAUGUUGCUGUGGUUCGGACUCUGGCGUAAAGGGUCCAGUUACGUGCUAACACUGUGGGUGGUGUCCUACAUAGCAAUGCUGACGCUAUACUUCUGCAUGUUUUUGGCCAAGAUCAUCAUCACCUUCCACGCCCAUCAUUAUGCACAGGCAUUGUUGACUUUCGUCAUUGCAAUCUUCUUUGAAGGUUUGUUCAUCUAUUUUGUCGUUAUUGUCAACAGCUACGAAAGUUCACUUGAACCUGAUAUAUUGUUUUACUAGAAAUAAACCAUAUUUAUAACAGUUUUAAGAUAUAGUUUACCAAAACACUGUUGUAAGAUAGUUAUGGAUAUAAUGUCACUUUUAGAAGUCUUUUUUACUAUUUUAUU
Helicoverpa armigera (cotton bollworm) is the source of this 668-nucleotide messenger RNA. RefSeq lists its product as uncharacterized. The record is from RefSeq and is a predicted model, not a curated record. The coding region runs from base 55 to 561 and encodes 168 amino acids. The transcript has 4 exons. Lineage: Eukaryota; Metazoa; Arthropoda; Insecta; Lepidoptera; Noctuidae.